Molecule: messenger RNA, 1754 nt
Organism: Alosa alosa (allis shad)
Lineage: Eukaryota; Metazoa; Chordata; Actinopteri; Clupeiformes; Clupeidae
Gene: pparab
Product: peroxisome proliferator-activated receptor alpha b
Exons: 7
Coding region: 229-1635 (468 amino acids)
Biological process (GO): positive regulation of transcription by RNA polymerase II; hormone-mediated signaling pathway; cell differentiation
Cellular component (GO): nucleus
Molecular function (GO): RNA polymerase II cis-regulatory region sequence-specific DNA binding; nuclear receptor activity; zinc ion binding
Source: RefSeq, a predicted model, not a curated record
GCUGCUGCCCUGCUGCGGCUGGAGAGGGAGUUUGACAGCAGCUGUGCUAUUGGAGACAAACAAGGACGUGUGUUAGGGGAUUUUUUUUACCUUCUUGUUCCCCCACCCCCUGGUCAUAGCUUUGACAGUCUCAUAGGCUGACGAGUUUCUCGGCGAUAUGGCAGCUUCGGUCUGGACUGUUCAAUGCAAGUCUGAUGAGUGAGUCAGUCGCUGGCCCUGUCCGCCAUAAUGGUAGACAUGGAGAGCCACUACUGCCCCCCGUCUCCCCUGGAGGAGUCGGUGCUGGGCAGCCCACUGUGUGGGGACUUCAUCGGCAGCAUAGAGGACCUGCAGGACAUCUCCCAGUCCAUUGAUGAUGACGCCCUCAGCUCCUUCGACGUGCCCGAGUACCAGUCUUCCAGUCUGGGCUCCGGCUCUGAGAGCUCCACCAUGCUGGACGCCCUGACGCCGGCGUCCAGUCCAUCCUCAGGUGUGUAUGGAACGGUCCCCGGGCAAGAGGAGUUCUCCUCGACCUCGCUGAACCUGGAGUGUCGCGUGUGUGCCGACCGCGCCUCGGGAUACCACUACGGCGUCCACGCCUGUGAGGGCUGUAAGGGUUUCUUCAGGAGAACCAUUCGCCUCAAGCUGGAGUACGAAAAGUGUGAGCGGCACUGCAAGAUCCAGAAGAAGAACCGAAACAAGUGCCAAUACUGCCGCUUCCAGAAGUGCCUGUCCGUGGGCAUGUCCCACAAUGCUAUCCGUUUCGGCCGGAUGCCCCAGUCGGAGAAGCUGAAGCUGAAAGCGGAGAUUCUGACGGGGGACCGGGAUGUGGGGGAUCCGCGGGUGGCUGACCAGAAGACGCUGGCUAAGCAGAUCUACGAGGCCUACCUGAAGAACUUCAACAUGAACAAGUCCAAAGCAAGAACCAUUCUCACGGGCAAGACCAGCACACCGCCCUUUGUCAUCCAUGACAUGGAGACGCUGCAGCUAGCUGAGAAGACGCUGGUGGCCAAGAUGGUGGGCUCGGCCGCGGGCAGUCUCCAGCACAAAGAGGCCGAGGUGCGCAUCUUCCACUGCUGCCAGUGCACCUCCGUGGAGACGGUCACUGAGCUGACCGAGUUCGCCAAGUGCGUGCCGGGCUUCUCGGGCCUGGACCUGAACGACCAGGUGACACUGCUCAAGUACGGCGUGUACGAGGCGCUCUUCGCCAUGCUGGCCUCGUGCAUGAACAAGGACGGGCUGCUGGUGGCCUACGGCAGCGGCUUCAUCACGCGCGAGUUCCUCAAGAGCCUGCGCCGGCCCUUCAGCGACAUGAUGGAGCCCAAGUUCCAGUUCGCCAUGAAGUUCAACGCGCUGGAGCUGGACGACAGUGACCUGGCCCUGUUUGUGGCCGCCAUCAUCUGCUGCGGAGACCGGCCGGGCCUGGUGAACGUUGCGCACAUCGAGCGCAUGCAGGAGGGCAUCGUCCACGUGCUACGACUCCACCUGCUGGCCAACCACCCGGACGACGCCUUCCUCUUUCCCAGGCUGCUGCAGAAGCUGGCCGACCUGAGGCAGCUGGUGACGGAGCACGCGCAGCUGGUGCAGGAGAUGAAGAAGACGGAGGACAUGUCGCUGCACCCCCUCCUGCAGGAGAUCUACAGGGACAUGUACUGAGGAGGAGGACCCCCAACACCCCCAUGUCAUCCUCUUUAGCAGGCUUGCGCUGUGAUACUCCAAGCAUGUGUGUGUGUGUGUGUGUGUGUGAGAGAGAGAAUGUGUGUGUGUGUGUGUUU